AUGGAUAUAAACAAUUCAGAUAUUAAUAAGGAAAAUAACGAGGUAUUAUGGGAAUCUCUGUAUAAUGAUUUUAAUGAAAUAACAAGCACACAUAAGAAGCAUUUCAAUUAUAUAGAAAAUAGUUUAUAUGAAUUUUGCAAAGGAGUUAGUUCAAAUGAUAAUUUAAGUUACGAUUUAAAAAGUAUAAAAAAUAAAUCAUAUUUAAAUAAUGAUACAAAUUAUGAAGAAAAACAAUUUUUAAAUGAAUUUUUAAUUAAGAAAGAAAUUAACAAAACAGAUAUUAAUAAUGAAUUAUUAAUAGAUAAAAAUUUAAAUGUAGAAAAUGACAAAGAUUAUAACAUUAUGAUUAAUAAUGAAACAGAUUAUUUAAAAAAAGAGUAUCUUAAAAAUAAUUAUUGGGAGAAUGAUUACCUUAAAAAUAAUUACUUUGAAAUUGACUAUUUAAAAAAUGAUAAUUGUAGAAACAAAAGUUUCAAUGAAGUUAUAAAUAGUAAUCAAAUAGAAAAUGCAGGUAAUUUCAAUCAUUCCUCUUUUCUUUUAAAUAGUAUUUCCAAGAAACCUGAAUCUAGCUUUGAAUUUAAUGAAAAAAACAAAUAUAGUGAUAUUAGAAAUCCAAAUAUGUUUAACAUGAAUAAAUAUAAUAGCACUUAUUUUAAUAAUGGAUAUAAAAAUAGUAUAAAUAAUUUAAAAGUUCAUGAAGAAUUUUUAAAUAAAAAUGAUAAUAAUUUUCUGUUAAAUAAUAAUAAAAACUAUGAUAAUUUAAAAGAAAAAGAAAGUAUUAGAAACCUUUUAGGAAUUAACACUUUCGAUAAGAAUACACCUAACACUAAAAAUUUAGAUACAGAUAAAUACAAAAAUUUUAAAAUAAAAUCAGAAGAAAAUUUAAGCUUCAAUAAUUACAAUUAUAUAAAGAAUAUUAAAAAUUUCAACUCUUUAGAAAAACUAGAUACGUUGCUAAAAAACAAAUGUAAAUAUAUGAAUGAAGAUGAGAUUGAUUUAAGAUUACCAAAUAAAAUAAAUAGUAAUAAUACAAAACAACCUAUUUUUAAUUAUGAUAGCUAUAAAAUAAACUCUGUUAUAUCUGAAAACUUUAAUAAAAAUAAACAAAUUGAUAAAAAUGACGUAUCAUCAGAUAAAAUAGAGGAGACUAAUCAUAACAUACUAAUAAAUAGAUCAAAGAGGUUAAUAGAAAUUAGUAAAAAAUGUUUAAGUGGGUAUUCUGAUUUAGAUAAUCUUAAUAUAAUAGAUUUAUAUAAGAAAGAAAAUGAUUAUAGUAAAAAUGGAAAUUAUAGGGAUUACAAGAAUGAUUUAAAAUAUCAUACCUAUGUAGAUAAUCAAAUAUGUACAUUAGAAGUAAAUGAAUAUAAUAAUGAAAAUGAAGACAAUGACGAAUAUGAGUAUACUUAUGAAAAUGAAGAUGAUGAAAAUGAAAAUGAAUUUAAAGAAUAUGAUGAAAGUAAAGAUUAUAAUAAGAAUGAAAAUAAUGAUUACAAUAGAGAAAACAAUGUUGGUAAUAAGAAAAAAGGCUACAUAGAAAAAGAAACAAUGAUAUAUAUGGAUAAUAAUAAAAUUGAAUACAAUGAAGAAAAUGAAGAAAGAAAUAUCAAGUUGUACGAAAGAUAUGAUAAAAAAAGUAUAAUUGAAGAAAAUUCAAUCAAUAGUAAUGUUUCUUUAAAUUGUGUAGAAAAAUGUGAUACUAAAAAAAAAGAAAAAAAUGAAGACAGUGAAAAUCAAACAUAUAAUAACAGCAGUGAUUACGAUUUAAAUAUAUUAUUUGAUAAUUUUGAUAAUUUAAAAAAUAGGAAUAUCAGUAUUAAAAAAGAUCAAAAACUAAUGAAUGAUAAUCCAGAAGAAAAAAAAAAAGUAAAAGAAAAGAAUGAUGAAGGAAAUAAUAUAAUACAUAAUGAGCUGGAAAAAAAUAAAGAAGAGGUAAAAAUAGAAAUUAAGAAAUUAGUGAAUCUAAAAUCACAAGAAAAGGAUUCAGAAAAUGCAUGUUUUAAAGAUAUAUGUGAGAGAAAUGUAAAAAAUUUGGAUUUUAAUAGAAAAAAUGAUAUUUUAUUAGAUGGUAAUUUUACUGAUGUAGGCACUAAUAAUAUAAAGAGGGAAAAAAAUAAUUUUGAACUAGAAAACGAAAGAAUUUAUAAUGAUUAUAAUUUAAAAAAUAAAAAAAUUGAAAAAACAUGUGAAAAAGAAAAAAAAAAUGGUAAUACCAAGUUACGUAAAAUAAUUUUUCCAGAUGAUGAUAAGAACAUUGACGAAAAUAAAAAAAAAUGUAUUGAUUUAGAAGAAAUAAAAAAAAUUACUGAUCAUAAUAAGAUAUUAGACCAUGGUACAAAAAAUAUUAAGUAUUCCAAUAAUAUAAAAAGGUUAUUUAAAGAAAAGUAUUUUUUGGAAGAUUUAUGUGAAAAAAGAAAAUGUCUAUUACAAAAAAGUAAAAUAGAAAACACAAAAUUAAGUGUAGAGAUAAAAUCAUUAUUAAGUUUUAAUAAUAAUUUAAGUUAUGCACUGAAAGAAAAAGAAGCAGAAAUAAAAAUUUUAAAAAAACAAAAAGAAGAAUUAGAAAUGAAGUUGAUGAAAAGAGCAGAUAAUGAUUAUUCUUUUUUAGAUAAUUCCUCUACAUAUGAUAUUUAUAAAAAUCAAAAAAUAAAUAGUAAUUAUAAUAUAUGUAAUAAAAACUCAAAUAGUUUAAAUAAUAUGAAUAAUAGUAAUGCUUCUAUUAUAAAAAAUUAUGAAAAACAAAUACAAGAAUUAUUAGUUAAAGUCAAAAUGUAUGAAACUAAAAAUAAUGAUUUACAAGAACAGUUAAAAAUUUUUAUGAAUGAAUAA
This is a messenger RNA of Plasmodium relictum, 2826 nucleotides long. Its product is annotated as conserved Plasmodium protein, unknown function. Bases 1 to 2826 code for a protein of 941 amino acids. The record is from RefSeq and is a predicted model, not a curated record. The transcript has a single exon. Lineage: Eukaryota; Apicomplexa; Aconoidasida; Haemosporida; Plasmodiidae.